AUGCACAUCUUAGCACCGGCCUCCAUGGUUCUUACUCGAUUGGAAACCCAUCAACAGGAUUACGUGUUACAUGGAACUUUUGCUCUGACUUCCCUGAUCAACUACUCCUUUGGACCGAUCAGUGUCAUAUUUUGCGGUCAUUUGGGUUCAUCUGAACUAGCAACAGUUGGCCUGGCCAAUUCCGUGUUCAACGUGACAGGACUGGCGGUAGUUAUGGGUCUGCUCACAGCCUGUGACACACUUUUUCCACAGGUUUACGGAAGUCGCAACUUGGACAAAAUGGGUCUUAAUCUCCAACGGUAACUGGCCGCUCAGGCAAUCAUUUACAAUCUGGAAUCUUUGUGUUACACCCUGCUUCCUCUUGGUAUUGGUUCUGCGGCAAGCAUACGUGUUGGACACUUUCUGGGUGCCAGAAGUUCCAUUGGACCGAAAUCGGUCACUUCUGUAUCGCUGAUUGUAAUGACAACUACGGCCGGACAGUUACUCCCGAUCCUGUCUGUGUUCCAACUAUUGGAUGGACUCGGAGGUGUCUGUUCGGGUAUAAUUCGAGGGGCCGGACUGCAACAUUUUGGAGCCAUUGUCUGCUUCAUUUCUCUGUAUAUCUUUGGUGGACCCCUUGGAAUGGGAUUGAUUUUCGGUGCUCAUUACGGUAUAGAAGGCUUGUGGUAUGGUCUGUGCACUGGCGUGAUACUGUCCAGCACGACCUAUCUAAUCGUUCUUACUCGAUUGAACUGGGAGAAACAAGUUACUUUGGCUAUGAAACGGGUGAAUCCAGGAAAAUUCAAAUUGCAACCGGCGCCAGCUAGCCACAUGAAUGACGAAUGUAAGCUACAAAAUAGCUCAUAUUUGAAUUACAACCUCUUGCAAUAG
Messenger RNA from Echinostoma caproni, 870 nucleotides. Lineage: Eukaryota; Metazoa; Platyhelminthes; Trematoda; Plagiorchiida; Echinostomatidae. The record is from the annotation of a GenBank genome assembly.